Cynoglossus semilaevis (tongue sole) is the source of this 2711-nucleotide messenger RNA. Its product is annotated as cell adhesion molecule 1-like. Gene Ontology annotation, cellular component: synapse; plasma membrane; neuron projection. The record is from RefSeq and is a predicted model, not a curated record. Lineage: Eukaryota; Metazoa; Chordata; Actinopteri; Pleuronectiformes; Cynoglossidae. Gene Ontology annotation, biological process: homophilic cell-cell adhesion; cell recognition; susceptibility to natural killer cell mediated cytotoxicity. The transcript has 12 exons. Bases 387 to 1652 code for a protein of 421 amino acids. Gene Ontology annotation, molecular function: signaling receptor binding.
CCAUAAGACAAAAUUCAACUCAACUCAACAAUUUGAAUAAUAAUAAGGGCCAGUAAGAAUAAUCUAAUUCCUGUUUUUAUCUGUCCCCAAGUUAGUCAGUGAUUUUUGCUAAUCCAUUUACGUCCUCGUUGAACCAUAACCCAUAAAACAAACAAACAAAAAAACAACAACAUGUUUCCAUGUUCCGUCCAUUGUUUCAAAUGUUCUAGGGGAGCAACAAAAGACCAGCAUGAAGCGGACAAAGGUGACGUCCCCCUCACAUCUCCUCCCAUGUCUCCUCGCUUCCAUCCCAUGGCAAGCUCUCCCGUUCUGUCGCUCUUCCUCCCUCUCUCUCUCUCCCUCUCUGUAGGUGAUAUAGCGCCGUCAGUCCCUUGCAGGUGUCCAACAUGGCGAUCACGGGGAGCGGAUCUCUCGCAGCUUUUUUCCUCUCAGUUUGCGUCUUCACAGCUGAGCUUCUUCUUGAAGGAGCGACUGAAACAGUGACAGUUGAAAGUCAGAACUUGGCAACUGACAACGUGUCAGUUAUCGAGGGAGAGACGGCCACCAUCAGCUGCAGAGUGAGGAACAAUGACGACUCUGUCAUUCAGCUGCUCAACCCAAACAGGCAGACCAUCUACUUCAGAGACGUCAGACCUCUGAAAGACAGCCGUUUCCAGCUGGUGAAUUUCUCUGACAACGAGCUGCGGGUGUCGCUGUCCAACGUGUCGCUCUCUGAUGAAGGACGCUACGUCUGCCAGCUGUACACUGAUCCUCCUCAGGAAGCCUACGCCGACAUCACUGUUCUGGUCCCACCAGGCAGUCCCCUCAUUGAAAGCCGUGAGAACGUGGUCAGUGAAGGGAAUGAGACGGAGCUCACCUGCAUGGCCGUGGGCAGUAAACCAGCAGCAUCCAUCAGGUGGAUUAAAGGAGAUGAAGAACUGAUAGGGGAGACGACAUUUGAAGAGAUGAGUGACAGGACGUUCACUGUCACCAGCAGCGUCAAAUUCCCUGUUACCAAGGAGGAUGACGGGGUACUUGUGGACUGCAUCGUUGACCACCCGGCUGUGAAGGAACUAGUCGCUCAUAAAUACUUGGAAGUGCUAUAUAAACCAGAAGUGAAGAUCGUGGUGACGUAUCCUGAAGGUUUGACCAGAGAAGGCGACAAUUUAGAUUUAAUGUGCAUUGCUGAAGGAAAGCCUCAUCCACAUGAGAUCAACUGGCUGCGGGUGGACAAAGACGUUCCGUCUCAUGCUGUGGUCACUGGCUCUGAUCUCUACAUCGAGAACCUUAACAAGUCCUUCAAUGGAACCUAUCGCUGCAUAGCAUCUAACGCUGUGGGAGAGGCCUACGAAGACUACAUCCUCUACGUUUACGAUGCUCCCACUACUCUCCCCACUCCCACCACCAACCCUGUCAACGUGCAAGACUCUAGAGCCGGCAAGGGGGCGACGCCAAAGAUUGACCACGCAGUGAUCGGCGGAGUAGUCGCAGUGGUGAUGUUUGUAAUCCUCUGCACUCUCAUCAUCCUGGGUCGAUACUUCGCUAGACACAAAGGAACUUACUUCACACAUGAAGCCAAAGGUGCGGACGACGCGGUGGACGCAGACACUGCCAUCAUCAACGCAGAGGGGGGACACAGCAACACAGACGAGAAGAAGGAGUAUUACAUCUAAAGAGGACGGACCAAAGGGACAGGUGGGAGUGGUGCUGGUGAUGGUGCUGCUUUAGGAACAUCACGGUCAACCGAGGUCGGUUGGCGGUGAAGGGGAGUAGAGGGAGGGUCUGCCUGCUGAGGCCUGUUCUGUACAGUUUUCUCCUACAGACAGUUCUGUGCCUUGUUCGCGUUUUCGUUUUAUUCUCCUUUCACGUGAGUUGAAUUUCCAUUCGGUGUCUUGCACUUUAUUAGAUCCUUUGCAAAAUGUCACCUUUUUUUAGAGUAUUUACGGUAAGUUUCUUAACAUUUGCCUGAGGUCAUGUUCUUUUUAUCUGUAAAACCCAAAUGAAAACACAUUUUGCCAACGUGGCCUUUACAUUUGUGGAGGAAGACGUGAUGAACGGCAGUGAGAGGGACGUGGAGGACAGACAUGUGGACAGCUGGACUCAACCUGCGUCUCUCUGAGAAACAUAUUGAAAAGGUCUGCUUUGGAUAAAGAUGUCGUCAGGUUCACGUUAAAGUCAGACGAAUGUGGCUGUGAAUGAAAUCCAACCCAGUCUGUACUGAAUCAGACUGGAUUUACUGAUCUGUUGGGACAACACCUCCGACUGUUGGACCGUUUUAGAUCUGGUCAGACUGUACUCAGGUUACAGUGUAGUUUUUCUAUGGCAGUUCUAAGGUCCAUCAAAGCAAAAUGUGUUUGUGAAUUCGGGCUUUACAAAUCAAAUUUAAUUUAACCUGACAACUCGGGUUAUGUUGGCCCAAAUAUUCUUGAUUUUUUUUUUUUUUUAUUCUUCCUGACAACAGUACUUAGGGACCAAUAAGAACAGAGGUGUGUUUUGUGAGAGUUCUGUUCAUAUUAGGUUUGAAUGGCUUCUGUGUUGGCCACAGUUGGCUGACAGUGACCAGAGGUCAACUCAUCCACACACGACACCGACACAGACCGAGACACACCUUCAAGUUCAAGGCAUUAAUCUGUGAUGUUAACAGUGAGUGACGACUGUCGUGUUAGGAGGUGGAUCUCAUCGUAGACGGGAUGAAAAAAACAACAAGCAUUUUUUAAAAGUUGUCACUAAUU